Molecule: messenger RNA, 686 nt
Organism: Hevea brasiliensis (rubber tree)
Lineage: Eukaryota; Viridiplantae; Streptophyta; Magnoliopsida; Malpighiales; Euphorbiaceae
Product: 60S acidic ribosomal protein P2A
Exons: 4
Coding region: 15-503 (162 amino acids)
Biological process (GO): cytoplasmic translational elongation
Cellular component (GO): cytosolic large ribosomal subunit; ribosome
Molecular function (GO): structural constituent of ribosome
Source: RefSeq, a predicted model, not a curated record
GACACGAUCUAAUCAUGACUCCUAAUUCGCCUCAGAGACAAAACCCUAGCUUUAUAUAUUCGUCACAUAGCCAACCCUUACAGUCUUGCUCGCACAAAACCCUAGCUACAGCUAGUUCCCUUCAUCGUGGAAAAGCAGCCGAUCCAGAAUCUCAAAGAAUGAAGGUUGUCGCUGCGUAUUUGCUGGCCGUCUUGGGAGGCAAUACCCACCCCUCCGCCGAGGACUUGAAGGAAAUCCUUGGAUCUGUUGGAGCUGAUGCUGAUGAUGAUAGGAUUAAGUUGUUGCUGUCUGAAGUUGAUGGAAAGGAUGUUACAGAGUUGAUUGCUGCUGGUAGGGAGAAGUUGGCCUCAGUUCCUUCUGGUGGUGGUGUUGCUGUUGCUGCUGCUGCUGCCCCUGCUGCUGGAGGUGGUGCUGCAGCUCCUGCUGCUGAGGCCAAAAAAGAAGAGAAGGUUGAGGAGAAAGAGGAGUCUGAUGAGGAUAUGGGUUUCAGCCUCUUUGACUAGGAGAUUUGGUUGCUGCUUUCAUUUGUAUCAAGGCCUUCGUGCUAGCGUUUUAGUUAAAAAUUAUAAGUUUUUUGGUCUGUAGUUGGAUAUGAUAUUUGGAACUUGUUUGCAUUCUGGAAUUUUUGAGUUAGAUAACAGAGAUCAGCCUUUUCAGAUAUAAUUGUUAAUUUUGAGAUUCGCUUA